UAAAUUUUUAUCUUAUUAUUCUUAAAGAUUAUUAAUUAGAAGAAAAUGGUUAACAAAUCAAAAUUUAAGAUUAAAGAUAAAGUCAUAUUUGAUAAGCAUUUUACCCUUAAUAAAAUAGAAAAAAAAAUCAAUAUGUUCAUAUUGCAAAGUAAAAAUGUCUGGUAAUCACUUGUCAAAUUUAGAAAGACACCUGGAAAGAAAUCACAACAAUGAAUAUUUAAAUUAUUUAAAUGAAAAAACCAAAUAUCAGGAAUUGUUAUUGGCAAAAAAACCUAAAAUUAAUAUAGAAACCUUUUUUCCAAAAAAGCAUAUAAGUAUAAAUAUAUCAUCUAAUGAUUUGAUGAGUUCUAUAUUAGAACUUGUUACUGUAAAUGGCCGGCCUUUAUCAAUUAUUGAAGAUUCGGGAUUUCAAAGAAUUAUAAAUCCACUCCUAUCUGGGCUCAAUUUAGUUAUAAACAAAGAAAAUUUAUCCAGAACUAUUAAUAAAACAGCCCAAUCAAUUAGAGACAAAAUAUCGAGAGAGGUAGAAGGAAAAUUAAUAAGUUUAAAAGUUGAUGCAGUUCAACGACUAGAUAGGUCAAUUCUUGGUGUAAAUAUUCAAUUUAUAUCAAAGUCCAUUAUAAAUUUGAGGCUCUUGGAAUUGUAGAGCUGAAAGAGAGAUGUACAGGAGAAUAUAUAAAAGAGAAUAUAUUAAAAACUUUACUAAAAUUUAAAAUUAAUAUUCAACAAAUAUACACAAUUACUUCUGAUAAUGGUUGUAAUUUUUUAAGAGCUAUAAAGCUCCUGCAACCUGAAACUGAUUAUGAUAUAAGGAGUGAAUCAGCAGAUGAGGAAAAUAUGGAUGUAAAUGUAUAUAAAUAUGAUAUUGAUGAUAUACAAAAUACUUUUUUAUCAACUAUUAUAUCCUAUCCGAUUUAUAGUGUACGGUGUGCACACACUUCAGCUGGCACUUCAAGAUGCUAUAAAAUUAUCACCUAUUGUGGAAACCAUUGCAAAAGCUAGGAGCCUAAAUUUAAAAUUAAGACAUCCCACUACCAAAAGUUAUUAAAAAAUAUGAAACUCCCUAAGCCUGUGUUAGAUUGCCACAGAUGGCAUUCAACCCAUGAUAUGUUAGAAAGGCUGAUUUUACUAAAACCCAAUAUCGAAGAUUUUUUUACAGAGCAAUCUGAUUAUUUAUUGACUGAAGAUUGGAAAGAGAUAAUAACGAUUGUUGAAAUUUUAAAACCGCUAAAAAUCGCAACCAAACAAUUCCAAUCUGAACAGUUAACACUGACAGAUUUUUAUGCAGCAUGGUUAAGAUGCUGCAUCGAACUGGAAAAAAAUCCAAACCAUUUUGCUCAAUUACUAUAUUCUUGUCUUAAAAACAGAGAAGAAAGGUUUAUAAAGAACGAAAUUCUCUUAGCUGCCAUAUACCUGGGCCCAAGAUACAAGGUAUUACUUAGUGAUGAUGAUAAGAUUUGUGCGAAAAAACAUCUUGUCAAUUUAUGGAGACGAAUUAAAAGCUUAACAACGCCAAUUUUAUCUGAUGAUAUUAGUUCCGAUGAAGUUAUUGAACAAGAAGAUGAUUUAGAGAAAUUGAUAUAACUUAAAGAAAGGCAGGAGAAAAUAUUUAAAAGAGGGCCAACGAUUGCUGAGAAAAGUAUUGGAACAAUAAUUACUGGAUUUAGCGAUUAUAUAAGAUUAGAUAAGAAGGAAAAUAUUUUGCAUUUUUGGGAGUCUGCUAAGCUGGAACACCCUGAAUUAUAUAUUUUAUCUAAAAUCUUAUUUGCUGUUCCUGCAACCCAAGUUAAUUUUUCAUAUUUUCACAUAUAAAUACAUUUAACAUAGGUUAGCGUUGAAAGAUCUUUUUCACAUUUGAAAUUCAUUCUUUCACCACAUAGAUCGAGGAUGAGUGAACAACUCUUGGAAGAUAUUAUGCUAAUACGUCUAAAUAAAAUUUUUAAAAUUGAUACAUGACUAUAUGCUUUGUAUUUUUAACUAUAUUGGCCUAUAAAUAAAAUAAAAAAUUUAUUUUUUAUAUCAAAUUUAUGUCUAGUUUUUUAUUAUGAUUUAAAUAUAGAAUUUUUUUUAUCAACUCAAAAAUUCUUGAACCCGAACCGAACCCGAACCAAACCCGGGUUCAAAAAUAUUUCCCUGAACCGAACCCGAACCGAACCCGAACUUUUUUUUUAUACCCCGAACCGAACCCGAACCGAACCCGGUCUAAAAUUUUGUCGGGUUCGCA
Messenger RNA from Gordionus sp. m RMFG-2023, 2224 nucleotides. RefSeq lists its product as uncharacterized. Gene Ontology annotation, biological process: regulation of transcription by RNA polymerase II. Gene Ontology annotation, cellular component: nucleus. Lineage: Eukaryota; Metazoa; Nematomorpha; Gordioida; Chordodea; Parachordodidae. The transcript is spliced from 3 exons. The record is from RefSeq and is a predicted model, not a curated record. The coding region runs from base 1054 to 1584 and encodes 176 amino acids.